UAACAGCAUGAACUUGUCGUUUUCAUCAUUUUUUAGUACCAGUUUUUAACUUUGUCUGAUUUGUUUUAAUAUUGUUUAAUUCAAAUCAAUAACCACCCUAGAAUUAAUCAUGUCUUUAGAAGGAGCAGUGAACGGAAUGGGUGGCUCCGAAGAGAAAACCGACAAUGUAGAUGAAGUAAAUGCCAAAAAAACCAGUAAAUACGACAGUGGAGCAGCAGACUUAGAAAAAGUUACCGAUUAUGCAGAAGAAAAAGAAGUCGUGACUACUGAUGAUAUCUCAGGGGCAAUGACGAUUAUCGGUGACCGGAGAUUAAAAGAAGCGGCUGACAAAAUGGCCAAAGAAAAAGAACUUCAAAAAGUCAACAUUAAAAAGUCUGAUGUAGAAUUAAUCAUUAAAGAGAUGGAAAUAUCGAAAACGUUAGCCGAGAGAACACUCAGAGAGUAUCACGGCGACGUUGUUAAAGCUCUAAUCGCGUUGACCAAUUAAAUUUAAUGAUAACAAAAUUAUAUAUAUAUAUAUUUUCAAAAAUAUUUAAAUAAGUAUUUGUUCGUUGUAAAUAUUUAACAAAAAAAAUUCAAACUCAUUUUGAAGUAAACGAAAAAA
Messenger RNA from Adelges cooleyi (spruce gall adelgid), 604 nucleotides. RefSeq names its product huntingtin-interacting protein K. Bases 110 to 487 code for a protein of 125 amino acids. The transcript has 3 exons. Gene Ontology annotation, biological process: negative regulation of apoptotic process; protein stabilization. The record is from RefSeq and is a predicted model, not a curated record. Lineage: Eukaryota; Metazoa; Arthropoda; Insecta; Hemiptera; Adelgidae.